AUGUUCCAGUUCGCCGCCCAGAUCGAUCCGUCUCUUGUCCUUUUCCUCAACGAGUACCACACAGAGGACGGCGAGGAGACUUUUGAGUCGACUCAAAAGUCCCUCGUCCUUUUCCUCAACGAGUACCACGUGGAGGACGGCGAGGACGAAAAGACCCGCCCGGAGAAGUACGCGCAGUUCGCCCGCCAGCUCAUCGCCAGCGGGGCGCCAGUUGGCGGGCUCGGCACGCAGUGCCACAUCAGCGCACCAGUUGGCACCCACAUGAGGCAUGCGUGGAAUAUCCUAGCCGAUGUAGGGUUACCAGUUUGGGUUACGGAGCUAGAUGUGAGUUCCUUAGAUGAAAAAGUGAGAGCGGAUGAUUUGGAGAUUUGUCUAAGGGAGGCGUUUGCACAUGGGGGAGUGGAAGGGGUGGUUUUGUGGGGUUUCUGGGAAGGUUCUGGGCCGGAUCGACCGUCCAUGUCGCGGAAAAAUGCACACUUGGUGCGUUCUGAUUGGUCGUUGACCGAGGCGGGGGAGAGACUGGAGAGGUUGCUAGAGGAAUGGACGACGAGGGAUGUGGUGGGGAGGACGGAUGAAGAGGGGUGGUUUGUGGUUGAGGGGUUUGCAGGGGAGUAUGAAGUGGUGGUGAGGGAUGGAGGGCAGGAAUGGAGGAAGAUGGUGGAAGUGAUUCCGCAGAAAGAGAGUGUCUUUGAAUGGAGGCUUGAGAGCGGAAUGAUGUGA
Molecule: messenger RNA, 720 nt
Organism: Closterium sp. Yama58-4
Lineage: Eukaryota; Viridiplantae; Streptophyta; Zygnematophyceae; Desmidiales; Closteriaceae
Source: the annotation of a GenBank genome assembly